AUGGAGGCACCAACAGAGGAGGUAACUAGGCUGGUCGAGUACUGCGAGGAAAGGGGACUCUCCCUCGUUGUCGGGUGUGACGCCACCGCACACCAUCUGGUGUGGGGACACACGAACACUAACGACCGGGGGACGACCCUACUCGAGUACCUGACCUCUACGAACCUCGAGAUCACCAAUAGAGGUAACGAUCCAACCUUCAUGAAUGUAAGGAGGAGAGAGGUAAUCGACAUUACACUCUGCUCAAGGCAGCUAGUAAGGGGAAUCGUGACAACAGGAAAUAUGGAUCAGAAACCCCAGGCGAACGAACUGGAAGGAAUACAGGAAGAACCUGGAGGAGAAACUCAAAACAAGGUUCCCAAUACACACGAUAGAAGAGCUAAACACUGCGGCAGAAUUGCUGCAGAGGGCCACCGAGAAAAGCUAAAGAAAGCAACCCAAGCUCUACUCAGGAAAGCAGUAAAGAGCAAUGAUGGCCAGAAAUGGAUAGCCUGGAGAAGUAAACAGAAGGAAUACCGCCAUGCUGUAAAGAAAGCCCAGACCGAGAGUUGGAGGGAAUACUGCAGUAGCGUGAAAGCUGGCAAAGAGGCGGCUAGGCUUAACAAGAUCUUAGCACGCAAUCCCGAAGCCUGGUUAGGAGCGGUGAAGCUCCCCACUGGCAAGUAUACGGAAUCGGACGAGGAGACGCUGGAGCACCUCAUGGAGCCGAACUUCCCCGGCUUAUGA
Molecule: messenger RNA, 726 nt
Organism: Nasonia vitripennis (jewel wasp)
Lineage: Eukaryota; Metazoa; Arthropoda; Insecta; Hymenoptera; Pteromalidae
Exons: 4
Coding region: 1-726 (241 amino acids)
Molecular function (GO): catalytic activity
Source: RefSeq, a predicted model, not a curated record